CCCCUUCUUUUCAAGCGUGAGACUCGUGAUCCUUCCGCCGCUUCCCUUCUUCAUUGACUCGGAAAAAAAAUCCCCGAGGAAAAUAUAAUAUUCAAAGUACUUCUUUUCAAUCAAGUAUUUGCCCCCGUUUCACGUGAUAUUUUUUUUAAGACCCCCCCCCCCUUCUUCCUCCCUUCCAAGGAAACGGAGGGGAAAGAAUUGUAUUUUUUUUCCCCCCAGCCCCAAAUCAUCUAUAUGUUAAAUAUCCAAACUGGUCUGUCUUGAAGGAGAAAUACAUCACUCGUUUUUUUUUUUUGUUUUUUUUUUUUGUUUUUUUAAUUAUACAAAAGGAGCGAAAAGCCAAGAGGACGAAGUCUUUUUUUUUUUUUUUUUUAAUCUUCUCGUGGGAGAACUUAAUGCUGCAUUUAUCGUUAACCUAACACCCCAACAUAAAACAAAAGGAAGAAAAGGAGGAAGGAAGGAAAAGAGGGUGAUUCGGGAAGAGAGUGAUCAUGUCAGGGCGGCCCAGAACCACCUCCUUUGCGGAGAGCUGCAAGCCAGUGCAGCAGCCUUCAGCUUUUGGCAGCAUGAAAGUUAGCAGAGACAAGGAUGGCAGCAAGGUGACCACAGUGGUGGCAACUCCUGGGCAGGGUCCAGAUAGGCCACAAGAAGUCAGCUAUACAGACACUAAAGUGAUUGGAAAUGGGUCAUUUGGUGUGGUAUAUCAAGCCAAACUUUGUGAUUCAGGAGAACUGGUUGCCAUCAAGAAAGUAUUGCAGGACAAGAGAUUUAAGAACCGAGAGCUCCAAAUCAUGAGAAAGCUAGACCACUGUAACAUAGUCCGAUUGCGUUAUUUCUUCUACUCAAGUGGUGAGAAGAAAGAUGAGGUCUAUCUUAAUCUGGUGCUGGACUAUGUUCCGGAAACAGUAUACAGAGUUGCCAGACACUAUAGUCGAGCCAAACAGACGCUCCCUGUGAUUUAUGUCAAGUUGUAUAUGUAUCAGCUGUUCCGAAGUUUAGCCUAUAUCCAUUCCUUUGGAAUAUGUCAUCGGGAUAUUAAACCACAGAACCUCUUGUUGGAUCCUGAUACAGCUGUCUUAAAACUCUGUGACUUUGGAAGUGCAAAGCAGCUGGUCCGAGGAGAACCCAAUGUUUCGUAUAUCUGUUCUCGGUACUAUAGGGCACCAGAGUUGAUCUUUGGAGCCACUGAUUAUACCUCUAGUAUAGACGUGUGGUCUGCAGGUUGUGUGUUGGCUGAGCUGUUGCUAGGACAACCUAUAUUUCCAGGGGACAGUGGUGUGGAUCAGUUGGUGGAAAUAAUCAAGGUCCUGGGGACACCAACAAGGGAGCAAAUUAGAGAAAUGAACCCAAACUACACAGAAUUCAAAUUCCCUCAAAUUAAGGCACAUCCUUGGACUAAGGAUUCGUCAGGAACAGGACAUUUCACCUCAGGAGUGCGGGUCUUCCGACCCCGGACUCCACCGGAGGCAAUUGCACUGUGUAGCCGUCUGCUGGAGUAUACACCAACUGCCCGAUUGACACCACUGGAAGCUUGUGCACAUUCAUUUUUUGAUGAAUUAAGGGACCCAAAUGUCAAACUACCAAAUGGGCGAGACACACCUGCACUCUUCAACUUCACCACUCAAGAACUGUCAAGUAAUCCACCUCUAGCUACCAUCCUUAUUCCUCCUCAUGCUCGGAUUCAAGCAGCUGCUUCAACCCCUACAAAUGCCACAGCAGCCUCAGGUUGAAAACCCUUCUAACAGAAAAGGGAAUCAUGAUAGGAGUUGGACAAGAUGCUAAUGCCGGAGACCGUGGACAGACGAACAAUGCUGCUUCUGCAUCAGCUUCUAACUCCACCUGAACAGUCCCGAGCAGCCAGCUGCACAGGAAGAACCACCAGUUACUUGAGUGUCACUCAGCAACACUGGUCACGUUUGGAAAGAAAAUUAAAAAGAGAAAAAAACCUGCUCAUUUUAGUGUUCAAUUUUUUAUUAUUAUUGUUGUUCUUAUUUAACCUUGUAAAAUAUCUAUAAAUACAAACCAAUUUCAUUGUAUUCUCACUUUGAGGGAGAUCCAGGGGGUGGGAGGGGUUGUGGGGAGGGGAAGCGGAGCACUAGAACACACAAUCUCUCUCCCACGACAAUCUUUUUUUAUCAAAAGUCUGCUGUUGUAUACUUUAAAAACAGGACUCCUGCCUCAUGCCCCUUCCACAAAAGAAGACUUUGUUCUGUGCUGAAGUUUUUUUGAACUUUGUUUUCUUUAAAAGUCAAGUGUAAGACUUUGGUAUAGUGCACAGCUUGAAAUUGGUUGGGAGCUUAGCAGGUGUAACUCAAUGGGGACUUAAAUGUCACUUGUAAAAUUAAUCCAUAUCCUCGGGUAUUUGAAGACUUGCCUUUGGCAUAUUGGUGGCAGGUGUGGCAGACAAAAAAGGAAAUGCGUAUCAUUUGUAUGUAACCCAGGGAGGUCAAUAAAGUUUAAAGAUUCUUAAUUGACUUUGAUAAGGUUUUGUUUUGCUCUUAAUCAGUGCUAGUGGUGAAGAAACCUAAAUUGGAAGCUAUCAGAGGAGGAGGAAGAUGCGUGCUCUGAGGGUGGAUCUCUGUUUGCCUGACCAAAGGUUCUCUGCAAAUCUUAGUACAGUUUUAAACUAGUGACCAGAAGACUGAAAAGGAUGUUGAGCCAGUCACUCUGGCUACAGAUGCCAAAAGCUGAUGAACUGAAGGAAGGGGACAGGCCGAGAGCAGAUCUCACCACUGUGAAUGAAUUUGUCCAGAUUUGUUUCUAACGUUGCUUCCCUUGGAAAGACACUUGAGAGAGGACAUUAUAGUUAAAUAAUGUGAACUGUAACAGUCUACUGGUUUAUUUUUCAUAUUUUUUAAUUACAGAUUGAGCUUGCAGAAAUUGCCACAUUCUGCACAUAGUUCUAAUAUUAAAUCCAAAUCUAGAAUCUGUAUUUAAUUUCAGCUUUUUUUUUAACCUCAUGCUUUUAAAAUUUUAUUUAUUGACGUAUGUCAGGUAGACCAUAUGAUUUUAGAUGGUAGGAAUCUUAAGAACUACACAUCAAAAUGGUAUAAACAGUCACGUGUACCUGCUGACUUUAUAGGAAAGCUGAUUAUAUAAAUGUGUGUAUGUAUAUAUGUUAUAUAUACAUAGAUUCAAUACUGCCUUUAAUUUUUGUUUUUGUCCACAGUAUCAAAAUCAGCUGGUCGAAGCAUGAGAAGAAUGUUUCCCCCCACACCCAGUUAAGAGUUUUUGUUUCUGUUUUCUUUGUGUAUCAGUGAACGGUGUAAGACUCAGUCUCUGUUUCUGAAGAAAAAGCAAUAUUCCUUGGAAAGCAAAGAGGAUUGAAGGAUUAUGUUUGCAGUGAGGAAAUAGAUUUUCACAACUAGUUUGUUUUACAUUUUUAAGGUUGACAUCUUUGUGGGCCUUAUAUACUCUAAAAUGAACCUUAGUCACCUUGGUGCUUAUGGGCCAUUACUUGACCUAUGAAUCUUUAAGGCACAAUCAGUUGUACUUUACAUUUAAAGAUCACUUGAGUGAUGGCCGCCUUUCCCUUCUCCCCACUCUUUCCCUACACACCUUCCAAGGUUAGUUGCUAACUGUAGGGCUGUAGAGCUGAGCCCUUGAAUGUGUGUAAUCUCCCUUCACCUUCCUCAUUGCCACCUUAGGUCGUGUUAGGGGUCUUGCCCUCCAGGUGAUUUGGAAGUGGAGUCUCUUGGCAACCCUCAACGCAGGUCCCAGUACCCUGUCCUGCUUCUUAACCAAGUGUGUGCGACUCUCCAAGAGAGUCCUACUGCCUGCUGAAGUGAACCAAUACCCAGAAGGGCAACUGUGAGCCAUCUUAGUUUUCACUCACUGUUUAGCUAAGCUCUUAGGCCACAAAAGGGGUUUCUCAAACCUCUGGUUAUAUCAGAGUUCGUGAGAAAGGAAACACACUCAGUCAAACCAAAUCGAACAAACUGACUUUUACAUUUCAUAAUGCGCUUCUGAGAGCUAAUUAAGAUUUGGAAGAAGUCUGAAUGAGAGUAUUUGGCCAGGUGAUUCCUAAAGGGAAUGGCUUUGGUAGACCAUUUUCAGAAAGGACUUAUAAAGAAGCUGAACAGCAGGUCUAGGACAGAUCAGCGGACCUGCUUUCAUACCAAACUGCCCAGGCCAGACAUUUGCACCCAGACACUACUCUGGACUUGGUAUUCUUGCCAGAGUCCUUAAAAAUCUGUGCUUGUUCUAGGAAACACUCCCCCCUCCUUUGCCCCCAUAAAUGGGGUAAGAGAAGAAGAGAGAAAAGGCAGAUGCUUUUCUCUGUGUGUGUGUGUGAGGGCUGAGGUGCAUGAUUUUUCUUUCUCAAGGAUCAUGGCGGUAUCACAGAACUCUUUUAUACAAGUGAGAUCCAGGUCUCUGAAUCUUUUUGUAAAUAAUAAUAAUAAUAAUAAUAAUAAUAAAAAGCUCCUCACCAAAUUCAAGCUUGUACAUUAUAUUUUCUUUCGAUGUUUUUAAAUUUAAGUUUUAUUGUUUUGUAUGUAAAUAUGUGGACCCAGGAACUGUUAUUAAUGAGCAAAAAGUUACUGUUCAGGGCAGUGAUUCUGUUUAAUAAUCAGACAAAAUGUAGACGAGCUUUUUAAAGCCAUAUAGUUUUAACUCUGUACAGUAGGUACCGGCCUGUAUUAUUGUAACAAUAACUCUAGCAAUGUAUAGUGUAUCUAUAUAGUUUGGAGUGCCUUCGCUUCCAUGUGUUUGUUUUUUGUUUUUGUUUAUCAUUUUUCAAAUUUUAAUUGGUUUUUCUACCCGUGUCUCCCUGUCCUACCCCUUUCCCUUUGAAAUAAUAGCUCACUCCUAACAGUGUCUUUGCCCCUUCCACAGUUAAUUUCAGUGAUACCAUGCUCAGGAGUGCAAAGAGGAAACCUCGUCCAUGAUCUCACUUCAUUUAAGCCCUGCUUUUGUUUCGGUUCUGAACAGCUGUUUCCUCCGCAGUCAGUAUGGUGACCGGUUUCAUUUCAUACUUAGUCCAUCCAGGGACUUUGUGUAGUGCCAGGGAGCCCUAGAGCUGGAAGAGAUCGAAUCAGUUCAAGUUUGCUCAUCUCUUCCCCAAAUCCCAACCACAGGUCUUACAAAACAGCAGGUUCCGGGAGCCUUCCAUGCUCUCUGCCCCUUAUCUACUUCCUUCCCAAAUGAGAGAGAGAGAGAGAGAGAGACAGGUUUUAUAAAUCCAAGUUUCUUAAUAGUACCAGGUUUUGAUACAUCAGUGGUCUGAAAUGCCGUAGUGCAAUUACUAGCAGUUACUGCGUCGAGUGCCACCGAGCCGAGAGGACAUGCCAACAGAGGACUGUUGUUUUAACAAGGGAACUCUUACCCUUCCCCUCCCUCCUGCCACCUCUAUCCCUGUUCAGUGAAAUGUCAUUUUCAUUUCCUUCUUAAAUAAGUUUGAUUCUUACUGUAUGCCCAUCAUGAAGGCCUUUUUUGAAAGAAAAAAAAAAUCAUUUGUUUUGCCUCCAAGUACUCCAUAUAAGAUGUCUUGAGUAGAAGAAAAAAACAAACUUUACCAAACCAAAGGUUGCUAUUUUUGAAACAUCAUGUGUUCAUUCCAGCAAGGCAGAAGACUGCACCUUCUUUCCAGUGACAUGUUGUGUCCAUUUUUUAAGUCCUCUUAAUUUUUAGACACAUAUUUUUGGUUUGUGUUUUAACAAAGCCUGCCUAACCAGUCAUCUUGUCUGCACCAAUGCAAAGGUUUCUGAGAGGACUAUUGUAUUCUCUAUCCCUGUGGAUAUAAAGACACUGGCAUUUCUUUUUCCCUUUCCUUUUUAAGGGAUUUAACUUUGGAAAUCUUCCAAAGGAAGUUUGGCCAAUGCCAGAUCCCCAGGAGUUUGGGGGGUUUUCCUUUGUUUUAAACCAAAAUUGUAUCUGAUUUCUAUUUUUUAUGUUAGUGAUCAUCUAAUCACAGAGCCGAACACUUUCUCCCCUAUAUAGAAAAAUAAACUAAGCAUGCUUUACAAUAAAAUCUGUCUUUUCUGGUAGAAACCUGAGCCACUGAAAAUAAGAGAGACAACUAGAAGCAGAGUAGAGUCCCAGACUAAGGUCUACGUCUGAGAGGCUUUGAAAGUAAUCCCUGGGGUUUGGAUUAUUUUCACAAGGGUUAUGACGUUUUAUUCAAGUUUGUUGCUCCGUUUUGCACCUCUGCAAUAAAAGCAAAAUGACAACCAGUACAUAAGGGGUUAGCUUGACAAAGUAGACUUCCUUGUGUUCAUUUUUCAGUUUUUUUUCUUAAUAUCUGUCUACAGGCAGAUACAGAUAGAUGUAUGAAAAUGUGCUUGCCUGUAAAAUUUGCAUUAUAAAUGUGUUGCCGAUGGAUCACUUGGGCCUGUACACAUACCAAUUAGCGUGACCACUUCCAUCUUAAAAACAAAUCUAAACAAAAUUUAUUAUAUAUAUAUAUAUAUAUAAAGGACUGUGGGUUGUAUACAAACUAUUGCAAACACUUGUGCAAAUCUGUCUUGAUAUAAAGGAAAAGCAAAAUCUGUAUAACAUUAUUACUACUUGAAUGCCUCUGUGACUGAUUUUUUUUUUCAUUUUAAAUAUAAACUUUUUUGUGAAAAGUAUGCUCAAUGUUUUUUUUCCCUUUCCCCAUUCCCUUGUAAAUACAUUUCGUUCUAUGUGACUUGGUUUGGAAAUAGUUAACUGGUACUGUAAUUUGCAUUAAAUAAAAAGUAGGUUAGCCUGGAAAUGAAAUUAAAAUUCACAAGUGUGUGGUCUUUAUUUCAGUACCCAACCUUCUUUUCUUCACCCUAUCUUGCUACUGCAAUAUGUAGUCACAUUGCCAUCUCCGUUCCUCCAAUUAGAGAAACAUGGAUCUUUGUUAAAAAAUCAAGAUACAAACACUAGUUCUCGUUCUUUAAAUGAUCUUAUUCCAUUGUAUAGCCCCAAGAGGUGCAGCUUCCAUCUUGGAAACCUUUGGAUUUGGUGUAGAGGAAGCUUUGCAGACACUGCUUUGAAAAGAAAGAAAAUAUCCCUGAAAGGGACAAAUUUUUAAAAUGUGUAUAAGUCUUUGAUUACUGUGUUCAUGGUUUACUGUAGCUGUAUUUUCUUUUAACUUUCAUCCCAUUAGUAAUGGUCUUUGGGAGUAUCUGUAAAAUAUAAGAACACCACGAACCGUGGGGCUGUACCUCCCAGGUAACCAACACAUGUUGUGUUUGAAUCUGCUCAUUUCCAAUACUGGAUGAUGUAUGUAAACAUGUUAUGUCUCUUAGUGCAAAAAGAAACAUCAUUUUUUUUAGGGCUGGCUCAUUCUGUCAGGCCUAAUCUAAAGGCUAGAUAUUAAGUCAUGUGACUGCUGCUUCAAUAAAAACAUUUAUAUUGGA
Messenger RNA from Canis lupus familiaris (dog), 7328 nucleotides. RefSeq names its product glycogen synthase kinase 3 beta (gene GSK3B). The record is from RefSeq and is a predicted model, not a curated record. Gene Ontology annotation, cellular component: beta-catenin destruction complex; cytosol; axon. Gene Ontology annotation, molecular function: ATP binding; protein serine/threonine kinase activity; tau-protein kinase activity. The coding region runs from base 492 to 1730 and encodes 412 amino acids. Lineage: Eukaryota; Metazoa; Chordata; Mammalia; Carnivora; Canidae. Gene Ontology annotation, biological process: regulation of neuron projection development; protein phosphorylation; negative regulation of canonical Wnt signaling pathway. The transcript has 13 exons.